AUGCCCACCGGCCCGCCCGCCGAUAAGUCCAGGCAAACGUCCGCUGGGAAGUCCUUUUUCGGGAGGAAAUUGUACAAGGAGAGGCCCGCUGAUGAGCGCUCGGAUGGGUAUGGGGGUUCCUUCGACAGCCUGGCGCCGCCCGCCAGUGUAGCCGGUUCUCGAUCAUCCCGAUACUCCAAGCGCUCCUCGAUCCAAUCUGUUGAUAUGACCGGAGACAUCGACUCUGCCAGCCUCGCUCCCACGGCCGGUGUCAUCACCUCCAUUCCCUACGAUAGUAUGCCGUCUGACACGAGAACACCUAUCCCGAUCGACAGCAUGUCCCGCCCUGACUCCUCCCGCCUGGAACCCUCACCCAACAACCUUGGCAAGUCUGGCGGUGACUACCACCAAUAUCCUACGUGGACAUCGACCUCUGCGCCAAACGGAUCAUCACAUCCCUCCGGCCCCCGCCCACCCCCUCACACCUCGGGCAUGACCAUGACCAGCAGCACCUCCGGAGACCGAGGCACACGAUACCAACAAUGGGGUCGCCCUGGCAGCUCCGCUGCAAAUCACUCCAUCGACUCCUCUUCCAAUUCUCGUACAUCACUCGAUCAGACCAGCCUAUAUUCCUCCCAUUCUUCCAACACCCGUGGCUCGAAUUAUUACUCCGCCGACGGCUCCUCCCGCACCCUCACCCCCUCCCACUCGAGUGACCGCAAUACCGUCUUUCCUAGCAGCAGUUCUGGACGUCUGUCGAAUGCUGCCUCGCACCAGCCCAUACCCGCCGCGGUACCGCGCCCGCCGGAUAACUACUUGACCCGGCCACGGGAUGAUCGGGUUGUGGAUCAGUUGUUCUUGGAGUUGAUGCAGAAGCGUGGAUGGCAGAAUCUUCCCGAGCAGGCCAAGCGGCAGAUGCUGUCUUAUCCGGCCUCGAAGAAGUGGACUUUGGUUCACCAGGAUCGAUUGACGGAGUUGCAAGGCGAGCAGAAACGACGACAGAAUGCUCGCCAGACGCAUGGGCAUGACGGACUUUCUGGCCUGCUGGAGCGGGCUGAUGAGGAAGGGAGUCCGGAGUGGUAUGUGAAGAAGGUUAUGGAUGAUACGAUUACUUCCAAGCAACUUGCGAGUCUUAGCGUUAGUCUGCGGACGCAGCCCAUCAGUUGGGUGAAAGCUUUCGUCGAAGCUCAGGGUCAAGUUGCUCUCACGAAUGUCCUCCAAAAGAUCAACCGGCGCAAAGCCUCUGGUCCCGUUCCUGCUCCGCCAUCGGGUGAUAAGGACUUAGACCGUGAAUAUGACAUUGCCAAGUGUUUGAAGGGUCUCAUGAACAACAAAUAUGGUGCGGAUGAUGCUCUGGAGCACCAAGGUGUUCUGGUCGCCCUCGUCAACUCGCUUUCGUCCCCUCGUCUCAAUACCCGGAAACUUGUCAGCGAGGUCCUCACCUUCCUGUGCCACUGGGCCGAGGGUCAAGGCCACCAAAAGGUCCUCCAGGCUAUGGACAAAGUCAAACAUGACCAUAAUGAAACCGGCCGCUUCGAUGCAUGGAUGCGUAUCACCGAGGUCACAAUUGAUGGCCGCGGCAAGAUGGGCAGUUUGGUCGGCGCUAGCGAGGAGUACCGCAGCGGUGGUAUUGGCAUGGAGAACCUGCUGAUGGAGUAUGCUGUCUCGACAAUGAUUCUGAUCAACAUGCUUGUCGAUGGUGCCGAGAACGACCUGCAAUUGCGAUGCCAUAUCCGUGCGCAAUUCAUCUCAUGUGGCGUGAAGCGCCUGCUCACGAAGAUGGAGGGCUUCCAGUAUGAGGUCAUUGAUAAGCAGAUCGAGCGCUUCCGCGAAAAUGAGGCUAUCGACUAUGAGGACCUGCUCCAGCGUGAGGGCAGUAGUAUGAAGGAUAGUGUCGAGGGAGAGGUCAAGGAUAUGACUGAUCCCCUCCAGAUUGCGGAUGCUAUUGCCGUGAAGAUCCAGGGUACCCGUUCGCAUGACUAUUUCCUCUCGGCUAUGCAGCAUAUGCUGCUGAUUCGGGAGAAUGCCGGCGAAGAGGGGCUCCGUAUGUUCCAGCUCGUUGAUGCUAUGAUGAGCUACGUUGCUAUGGAUCGGCGAUUACCCGAUCUAGAUCUUCGUCAGGGUUUGAACUUUACCGUGCAGAGCCUUCUGGAUCGUCUGCAUACCGAUACUGAGGCUCGACGUGUGUAUGAUGAAGCUCUGGAGGCUCGCCAGAUUGCCGAGGCUGCCAUUGCGGAGCGCGAUGAGAUGAAAGCCCAGGUAGAGCUUGGUGCUGAGGGUCUAGUCUUGAAAUUGCAGAAGCAAAUCGAUGAGCAGGCCGGAAUUAUUGAGCUGCAAGGUCGCCAGACUGAAACACUCAAGGCCGAGGUCUCUGAAGUCCAGCGACUACGUGCCCAGGAGUUGCAGCGCAAUGAAUUGGAGACUCGUGAGCUGUAUCUUAUGCUCCGUGACGCACAGGACAUUGCUGCUUCGAAUGCUAGGAAGCAGGCUAAUGCAUCGGAGGCCGGACCUGCUGAUCCUUCUCAAUUGCCGGGCAUCAUGGAUCGCGAGCGUCUCAUGGAACGGCUCGAGCGCCAGCUUGAGCGAACUAAGACUCAGUUCAAGCUUGAGGGCAAGGUUUGGGGUCAACAUGGCCCGUCUGACCGUUUGCGUGAGCUGCGUGAGCAGAUGGAAGGUGACGUCGACUACAGUGAGGAAUUCGCCGAGUCUACUCGUCGUAAUCUCGACCCUGGUUCUCUGGGAUCUGUUUACCGCAAGCGCAGCCAUGUACCGGAUAUGGACCAGGGCCCUGAUGGUCUACCCAUGUCUCCCGUUGAUGAGGAUGAAGAGGCUGUGUACGAGAAGCCUCGCCUGAUUGAGUACCAGCGUCCUCGCAUGAACCCUGCCCAGGCUACUGGCUUGCUUGGUGAACUUGCUUCCAAGGUGCCCAAGUAUGAUGACGAUUCUGAUGCUGGUGUUGCUGCCGCCGUCGCGGACGAAUCUACUAAGGCUGAGGAUGUUGGUGGUGCCAAAGCUCUCGUUCCUCCCCCUCCUCCCCCUGGCGGCAAACUCGCUAUCCCUCCUCCGCCUCCGCCUGGUGGCGCCAAAGCUAUCCCUGGCCCUCCACCACCUCCUCCCCCUCCCGGUGGAAAGAUUGGCAUUCCUCCUCCGCCACCUCCUCCUGGAGGUGCUAUUGGGCUUCCCCCUCCGCCACCUCCACCUGGUGGUGGUAUUGGUCUUCCACCCCCGCCUCCUCCUCCAAUUCCUGGAGCAACCGGUGGCUUUGCUCCUCCCCCUCCUCCGCCUCCCAGUGCUCCGUUGGGCGCUGGCUGGAGACCUACGUAUAUGGUUCAAGACGAUGUAUCCUCUUCCAUCACCGGCAUGCCUUCUAUCCGGCCUAAGAAGAAGCUCAAGGCUCUGCAUUGGGACAAGGUCGAUACUCCUCAGGUAACCGUUUGGGCUGCCCACGCACCAACUCAACAAGAGAAGGAGCAGAAGUAUACCGACCUAGCUAAGAAGGGUGUUCUGGAUGAAGUCGAGCGUCUUUUCAUGGCCAAGGAGACUAAGAUCUUUGGAGCAAGCACCGCAGCCAAGCAGCGCAAGGACAAGAAGCAGGUCAUUUCUAAUGAUCUGUCGAAGAAUUUCCAGAUUGCUCUUUCUAAAUUCUCUCAAUUCCCAGCUGACGAUGUCACACGCAUGAUUAUUCACUGUGACAAGGAGAUAUUGGAUAAUAUGGUUGUGAUGGACUUUUUGCAAAGAGAGGAGAUGUGCGCGAUCCCGGAGAAUGUUGCCAAGUUGAUGGCUCCGUAUAGUCGUGACUGGACUGUUCCUGGUGCUGCUAGCUCUGAGCGCGAGCAGGAUCCGAGUGAACUGACCCGUGAAGAUCAGAUCUAUCUCUCAACUGCCUUUGAACUGAAUCACUACUGGAAGGCUCGUAUGAGGGCUCUUGCGUUGACGCGCUCUUAUGAGCAUGAGUAUGAGUACAUCUCUACCAGACUGCAGGAGGUGGUUCGGGUCAGCGAGUCCCUGCGUGAUUCCGUUGCGCUGAUGAACGUUCUCGGGUUGAUUCUUGAUAUCGGUAACUUCAUGAACGACGCAAACAAGCAGGCGCAAGGUUUCAAGCUAAGCUCGCUUGCCCGCCUUGGUAUGGUCAAGGAUGACAAGAACGAGACUACUUUUGCAGAUCUUGUCGAGCGUAUCGUGCGCAACCAGUAUCCCGAAUGGGAGGGCUUCAGUGACGAGAUUGGAGGCGUUAUUGGAUUGCAGAAGGUCAGCGUUGAUCAGCUGCGCACUGAUUCUGUCAAGUACAUCAGCAAUAUCAAGAAUGUGCAGUCGAGCUUGGAUGCUGGUAACCUCAGCGAUCCGAAGAAGUUCCACCCUCAGGAUCGUGUGAGCCAGGUCGUUCAGCGGAGUAUGAAGGAUGCUCGUCGCAAGGCUGAGCAGUUGCAGCUGUACCUGGAUGAGAUGGUCAAGACUUAUGAUGAUAUUAUGGUCUUCUAUGGCGAGGACAACACUGACGAGAAUGCUCGGCGAGACUUCUUUGCGAAGUUGGCUUCGUUCUUGAUGGAAUGGAAGAAAUCGCGCGAAAAGAAUAUCGGCUUGGAAGAGUCCAGGAAGCGCACGGAAGCUUCUUUGGCUCGCAAGCGGAUCAAUGUCAACCUUGCUAAUGGCGCUCCUACCGAGUCGCCCAAUUCACCUGCCACCAGUGGAGCCAUGGACUCGUUGCUCGAGAAGCUGCGUGCUGCUGCGCCUCAAACUAAGGACGUGCGGGAUCGCCGUCGUCGUGCCCGUCUCAAGGAACGCCAUCAAGUUCGCGUUGCUUCUGGUCAGAAGGUGCCCGAUCUCUCGGGAACCGAGGGAGGCGAAGGGUCAGAGCAGCCUGCUGACGGAAAUGCCCAAACGGAUGAGAAUGGCUUGCUGAGCCCGCCCAUUCCUGCAGAGGGUGAAGAAAGCGCUAAAGAGGCUCAGAUAUCUGAAGGCGAGGACGUUGCUGACCGUGCCGCUAGUAUGCUCCUGGGAUUGAGGAGUAACUCUGACGCGAAUGGAGAUCGUCAACGUCGCCGAAGAGAAAGCGCUGAUGAAGAGCGUCGUCAACGUCGUAUGAGACGCCGUAAUGGCGCAACGAGCGGAAGCAAAGACAGCGCCGAUGGCUCUGGAUCGGGUCUUGCAACUGUCCAGGAACCGGCAUCGCCAUCACAAACAGACUCUGUUGGUGGUACUGAAGAUCAGCCAUUGCCAAGCCCUCUGCCUGACGACUUCAAGCCCUCGGUGCCCCCCGAGAUUGUUGUUUCAGAGCAGCAUGACGAUGGCCCGCCUGAAACAGAAUCACCAGCUGACGGAUCCUCUGCCACCCAUCCGAUUGAAUUAUCGGAUUGA
This is a messenger RNA of Penicillium cataractarum, 5334 nucleotides long. Its product is annotated as formin sepA. Gene Ontology annotation, biological process: actin filament bundle assembly; barbed-end actin filament capping; mitotic actomyosin contractile ring assembly. Lineage: Eukaryota; Fungi; Ascomycota; Eurotiomycetes; Eurotiales; Aspergillaceae. Gene Ontology annotation, molecular function: small GTPase binding; actin binding. Bases 1 to 5334 code for a protein of 1777 amino acids. The record is from RefSeq and is a predicted model, not a curated record. The transcript has 4 exons. Gene Ontology annotation, cellular component: cell division site; mating projection tip.